AUGGCGCAGGUCGACGAGAAACCAGCGUUACAAAAUUCCUACCGUAGUAUGGUGGAUACCGAAAAGGCUACUACAUUUCACGGCUCACCAGAGGAGUCGCAACUGGAUUUCCUUGAUGACCCAGAUGAAGGCUUGAGUGAGGAGGAAAGGGCGAAGAUCGAUCGUGCAUUACUGUGGAAACUUGAUUUGCGGCUCAUCCCGUGGUUGAGUUUGCUGUACCUGAUUUCUUUCUUGGAUAGAACAAAUGUUGGCAAUGCCAAGCUCGCUGGUCUCCAAGGCGAUUUGCAUAUGACUAAUUCGCAGUACAACGACUCUUUGACCAUUUUCUUCGUGUCAUACGCAAUCUUCGAACCUAUCACCAAUGUUCUCCUCAAGCGCUGGCGACCUAGCGUGUUUAUUCCGAUUAUAAUGGUAGGUAUAUGCAUGACUUGUAUGGGGCUCGUACACAACUUCUCUGGGAUUAUGGCGGUGCGAUGGUUCCUUGGCCUGGCGGAAGCCGGUCUCUUUCCUGGCGUUGGAUACUUCUUAUCCUGCUGGUACAAACGAUCCGAAUUCGGCGUGCGCAUGGCCAUUUUCUUCUCCGCCGCUGCCCUCGCGGGGUCAUUUGGAGGGUUGCUCGCGGCUGCGAUCGCCCUGAUGGAUGGCAUCGGAGGGAAGGCGGGCUGGUCUUGGAUCUUCAUUCUCGAGGGUCUGCUGACGAUCGUCAUCGGCGUGCUGUCCGUAUGGAUGGUCUACGACUUUCCGGACCAGGCCAAAUUCUUAUCCGAAGCGGAUCGCAAGCGUGUACUGCGUCGUCUGGCGGCUGACAAGCAAGCCAGUGCCGGGUACGAGAAGUUUGAGAUGACUUAUUUCUGGAGCAGUCUGAAGGACUGGAAGACGUAUCUCAAUGCGAUCAUCUACAUGGGUUCAUGCAUGCCGCUAUAUGCAUUCUCCCUAUUUACCCCAACUAUCAUCAAUGAGCUAGGUUUGUUCGGCUAUACCGCGAUUCAGGCGCAGCUACUCAGUGUCCCGCCUUAUGCCGCGGCAGCUAUCGUCACCGUGGCAAUCGGUUUUAUCGCAGAUCGGACCGGCCAACGUGGCAUCUGCAACAUUGCGGUGUCACUCCUCGGUAUUGCCGGGUUCUCCUUGCUUCUGGGGGCCAAUUCCGCAGGUGCGCGAUAUGCAGGGGUAUUCCUGGGCGCCAUGGGCAUCUACCCCGCGAUUUCGAACACGAUUUCCUGGGCCAGUAACAACGCAGAGGGUGUGUACAAGCGCGGUGUCACGCUAGGUAUUGUCAUUGGCUGGGGCAACCUGAACGGCGUGGUGUCAUCCAACAUCUACCGCGGCGGAGACGCGCCUCAGUACUAUCCGGGUCACGGGGCGGUGCUGGCAUAUUUGGUGCUGUUCCUGUUUGGUGGAUCACUCGUGCAGUAUGUUCUUCUCCGUCGGGAGAACGCCAAACGUCGUCGGGGAGACCGAGACCACUGGAUAGCAGGACUGGAGAGACAGGAGAUCGAGAAGCUUGGAGACAAGCGGCCAGACUUUAUAUACACGCUGUAG
This is a messenger RNA of Aspergillus tubingensis, 1539 nucleotides long. Its product is annotated as MFS general substrate transporter. Gene Ontology annotation, cellular component: membrane. The record is from RefSeq and is a predicted model, not a curated record. Bases 1 to 1539 code for a protein of 512 amino acids. Gene Ontology annotation, biological process: transmembrane transport. Gene Ontology annotation, molecular function: transmembrane transporter activity. Lineage: Eukaryota; Fungi; Ascomycota; Eurotiomycetes; Eurotiales; Aspergillaceae. The transcript is spliced from 8 exons.